Messenger RNA from Lampris incognitus (smalleye Pacific opah), 1801 nucleotides. It is a transcript of the gene btbd3b, whose product is annotated as BTB (POZ) domain containing 3b. Gene Ontology annotation, molecular function: protein binding. The coding region runs from base 125 to 1678 and encodes 517 amino acids. Gene Ontology annotation, cellular component: cytosol. Lineage: Eukaryota; Metazoa; Chordata; Actinopteri; Lampriformes; Lampridae. The transcript is spliced from 4 exons. The record is from RefSeq and is a predicted model, not a curated record. Gene Ontology annotation, biological process: dendrite morphogenesis; neurogenesis; cerebral cortex development.
GAACAACCACCUCUGCUCCCUCCUCCUCCUCCUCCUCUUUCUCCAACCACUUCCCGGCACCUGUCUCCUGCCGGUGAAUGUCUUCUCUGGAUGCUCUCCCACUGCUCGGCAGUUGAAAACACUCAUGGUCGAUGCCAAGGGAAGGAACAUGAAAUGUCUGACGUUCUUCUUGAUGCUUCCAGAGUCGGUGAAGAGCAAGUCAAGUAAAAGCUCCAAGAAGGGGAACGCCAGCAGCAGCUCCAAGCUGCCGCCCGUCUGUUACGAGAUCAUCACCUUGAAGAGCAAGAAGAAGAAGAAGAUGGCAGCGGACAUCUUCCCCGCCAAGAAGCCGGCUCCCUCCACCACGGUGCAGCAGUACCAGCAGCAGAACCUGAACAACAACAACACCAUACAGAACUGCAACUGGCAGGGACUCUACUCCACGAUAAGAGAAAGAAAUUCGGUCAUGUUCAACAAUGAGCUGAUGGCAGAUGUCCACUUUGUGGUGGGCCAGCCGGGAGGGACCCAGCGGCUGCCCGGACACCGAUACGUUUUAGCUGUGGGCAGCUCGGUAUUCCAUGCGAUGUUUUAUGGAGAGCUGGCCGAAAACAAGGAUGAAAUCCGUAUCCCAGAUGUGGAACCAGCGGCCUUCCUAGCCAUGCUAAAGUACAUCUACUGUGACGAGAUUGACCUGAGCGCUGACACAGUGUUGGCCACCCUUUAUGCUGCCAAGAAGUACAUUGUCCCUCACCUGGCACGUGCCUGCGUCAACUUCCUGGAGACCAGCCUGAGCGCCAAGAACGCCUGCGUGCUGCUCUCCCAGAGUUGCCUGUUUGAGGAGCCCGAGCUGACGCAGCGCUGCUGGGAGGUGAUUGAUGCCCAGGCCGAGCUGGCGUUACGCUCCGAAGGCUUCUGCGACAUCGACGCCCAGACCCUUGAGAGCAUCCUGCAGCGGGAAACACUUAACGCUAAAGAGAUAGUAGUGUUCGAGGCGGCCCUGAGCUGGGCUGAGGCUGAGUGCCAGAGACAGGAGCUCACCCUGUCAAUUGACAACAAGCGCAAAGUGCUGGGGAAGGCUGUGUACCUGAUACGCAUCCCCACAAUGGCUCUGGAUGACUUUGCCAACGGAGCAGCCCAGUCAGGCGUGCUAACGCUCAAUGAGACCAAUGACAUCUUCCUUUGGUACACCGCGGCCAAAAAGCCCGAGCUGCAGUUUGCGAGCCAGCCCAGAAAGGGCCUGACACCCCAGCGUUGCCACAGGUUCCAGUCCUGUGCUUAUCGGAGCAACCAGUGGCGCUACCGGGGCCGCUGUGACAGUAUACAGUUUGCGGUGGAUAAAAGAAUAUUCAUCGCUGGCUUCGGCCUUUACGGAUCUAGCUGUGGCUCAGCGGAGUACAGUGCCAAAAUCGAGCUCAAACGUCAAGGAGUAUUGCUGGGACAAAACCUCAGCAAGUACUUUUCCGACGGCUCCAGCAACACCUUCCCAGUGUGGUUUGAGUAUCCCGUCCAAAUCGAACCGGAUACGUUCUACACAGCCAGCGUGAUUUUGGAUGGGAACGAGCUCAGCUACUUUGGACAGGAGGGCAUGACAGAGGUGCAGUGUGGGAAAGUGACAUUUCAAUUCCAGUGCUCCUCGGAUAGUACCAACGGCACCGGGGUGCAAGGGGGUCAGAUUCCCGAGCUGAUCUUCUACGCCUGACAGCCUGUAAUGAGCAUUUUUUUCCAGCAUACCUACAGACUCACCGUGUACAUAGUGUCCACCCUUGUCGAUAUUUAUUUCCGUCAAUAUUGUGCAAAAGGCUCAGAAGUUGAGGCAAGCUAU